AUGGAUAAUGGAAAAAAUGAAAAUACUAAUAAUUGCUCCAAUCCCUUGUCCCUAUGUACAAAUGAUUUAAAAUUAGAAGAACGUGAUAAUAAAUCAGGAGAACAUGAGUCCACUGAUGACAAUCAUAAAGGUCUUAUAAAGCAAAAUGGCAUUUACAGAACAGCUGUUUUUAAUAACAAGAGGAUUCAAAUUUAUCAAUACAAAACCUUUCCAAAAAAUUAUCUACAAAGCGUAUACCAACUGUUGGGGAGUGAAUUAUCUGAACCAUAUAACAUUUUUUUACUUAAAACGAUUUUGAAGAACUAUAGCGAAAUUGCACUGAUGUGCUUAUGUGAUGAAGAGUGUAUGGGCACAGUAAUAAGCAAAAUUACGACAAAAUGUAAAGAUGAUGAACUAACGACAUUCGGAUAUAUAUGUAAAAGGAAGAAGCAAAAAUACAUAAAUUUAGCGUGCACAUACCUAUUAAAUGAGAGUAUAAAAUUAAUGCAAGAUUUGUAUGGCAUAAAUGAGUGCCAUACUGCGCAUGACAUUCUAAUUUUUGUCAUUAUAGGUUUCUAUGAAAAAAACGGAUUCAUUAGAGUGAAAAGGAAGCCCUACUAUUACUUAAGCGGCGUUGACGCCUUCAAAUUAAGGAAAAUAAUAUAG
Plasmodium fragile is the source of this 645-nucleotide messenger RNA. RefSeq lists its product as uncharacterized. Gene Ontology annotation, cellular component: NatC complex. The record is from RefSeq and is a predicted model, not a curated record. Bases 1 to 645 code for a protein of 214 amino acids. The transcript has 4 exons. Gene Ontology annotation, molecular function: protein-N-terminal amino-acid acetyltransferase activity. NCBI's taxonomy places the organism in Eukaryota, Apicomplexa, Aconoidasida, Haemosporida, Plasmodiidae. Gene Ontology annotation, biological process: N-terminal peptidyl-methionine acetylation.